GAGUGGUGGGGAGCUUAAUUUGAAUACACUACCGAAUUCUGUCCUAGGACUCUCUUUUUCGCCCUACUACUUUAGCCAAAAUUAUAUCGACACACAACAGGCACAUAUAGUUGAUACAAGAAUAAUAUCAAAACUAUUUAGGGUUGAGAAAGAAGUAAAACAAGAGGCCCUCUCCCCACUUCUAUAUGUGCUUGCUUUUAAACCUCUACUCAAACUCUUAAAUACAAAUUUUAAAGGCAUCUCUAUUUUUUCUCAAAAAUUCAAAACAGUAGCCUAUGUAGCAGAUUAA
Dentiscutata erythropus is the source of this 289-nucleotide messenger RNA. NCBI's taxonomy places the organism in Eukaryota, Fungi, Glomeromycota, Glomeromycetes, Diversisporales, Gigasporaceae. The record is from the annotation of a GenBank genome assembly.